Molecule: messenger RNA, 5886 nt
Organism: Papilio xuthus (Asian swallowtail)
Lineage: Eukaryota; Metazoa; Arthropoda; Insecta; Lepidoptera; Papilionidae
Product: mucin-5AC
Exons: 12
Coding region: 285-5480 (1731 amino acids)
Biological process (GO): protein dephosphorylation
Molecular function (GO): protein tyrosine phosphatase activity
Source: RefSeq, a predicted model, not a curated record
CGAUCGCUGUUGUAUACGGUCGUGUAUUUCGUUUUGACGUUAUAAAACUUGUUCCGCGUAAAUCACGCCCUAUUUUCGAAAAAGUAGUGUUACAACUUUUUAGUGUCGUUCAUAACUGUGUUAUAUCCAGUGUACGUGAUAAUUUGACGAUUAUAAUUCACCAGCCGGGUCUAGGAAGCCGGAUUUAAAGGACAAAAGAUGUUUUAAAUGGAUUAUGCAAUAAUUUAGGCGCAGCCAUGUUGAUUACAGCAGUGUUGGAGCUUUCAUAAAUAACAAAUAAUACAAUGGAAUCUCCAGUGAGAAUAUGCAUUGGUGCAGCAAUAGUUGUAAAUCUACUUUUAAUAUGUACAUCAGUGAAUGGAGGUCCUUUAUCUCACGAUGCGAGUUCAACGACCGUUAAAGAUGAAAAAACAACAAAAUAUAGUCGAUUGAACAGCACGUGGACAACAAAGAAUAAACCUAAAACACCCGAUGUAGCACUAAAUGAGUUACAUCCUAAAGAAUCAACAUCUGAAGAACAUACAGAAAAGAAUGCAAAAUAUAAAGAUAGGGGAAGAGUGAAAUUCCAAACUCAUUUAAAAUCUACCUCUGAAAGUCCGUUAAGAAGAAUAAAAUCCACCGAAUCACCAAAAUAUGUUUCUUCAACAACUGAAACAAUGAGAUCAGCUAAAAUUGUUAACGAUAUAGGAAAUCAUAGAGAUAAGAAAUCACCACAAGUAUCAAGUUCUACUGUUUCCAGUACAACGUCUGAUGAGAUGACAGAGAGCGACGAUACACAGGAAAUGAAUGAUUCCCAAUUAGCUGAGGCUGAUGAAGAGAAUAUUUUUGAUAGGUACACAUCUAGCAAAUUCCACGAUAGUUUCAAUCUCCCUGGGUACAGCGACGAUGAUACUUAUAAAGACAAAAUGUACAGUCAAACAAAAAAUGAAUUUAGUAACUUUGAUAAAAUAUUAAAUCAUUUUUCAAAAGAUAUGUUUGACUCCAGCGAAAAUGAUAAUGUCCACGGAGACCCAUAUAACUCGCAUAGCUACUUCGAUUUCGAAGCAGAUCUAACUACACCAAGAAAUGAUUACUUUGAUCAAAAGUACGCUGACAUAUCGUCUAGUAUUAUGAAUAAUCUAGCGUCUGUCAAAACUAAGGCACCAGAUAUGAAUAUUACGACUCCCCAAGACAUUAUAACCGAGAAUAUAGGAUUUGAGAAAUUAAGUAAUGAGUCACCGAACAACAAAUCAAUGAUGAUAAUUAAAAAUACCAAAGAAAUCCGUCGCUUGGACAAUGAACAGGCUGGAACGGCUAACAGAGAGUUAUCCGAUAUUCAUGGUACAAGUAUUUAUUACGAAAUGUCUGUUCUGUCUACGGAAACUUACAAUAUAAACCAUUCUGAUGACUAUGAUUGUGAUAAUGAAACUUUACCUGUAGAAACUACUAUGAGUACUUCUUUGCAAGAGGAAGACGAGUCAUUGACAGCUGCACAACCUGCUAUGGUCACAGCUUCCUCUAUGCCGGUCACAAUAACUGCAAUACCUGCAAUAGUAUUACCAAAUGUCAUCCAGAAUUCAUUAAACACAAUAAUACCCAUACAAGAUUCGAAUAUUCCUAUUUCUUCUCAAAACUAUGUCAGUAAUACAGAAAGAACAGUCAAAGUAAGUCCAAGGAACCGUAAUUAUUCGAAACGACUUAAUUUAACUGGAAACAAAGUUUCUCCUAAUAGCGUAACUCCUCAAACUAUUCCGACUAUGAAUUCAGGAUGGAGACCAGUGACUCGUAAAUUUUACUAUACGACACCAAAAAUUAAACCCAUUUGGAUGGCUCCACGACGUAAUAUUACUAAAGUGUAUAAAACAUCUUAUCCAACGACGAUUUACGCUGAACAUUUUAAUAUUAAAGACAAGUAUUCGACCACACCUCGUCCAAUGGCACCACAAAAGACAAUAUUGACAACAUUACCUUCAGACAUAGAUCCGGUUUUACAAAGUGAUGUUAGUGGUGUUGAGAAAUUUGUUCAGUCUCAAAUAAUAACAGAUAAUACGAUACCUACAUUGUCGAAAAGAGGCUCUAUGAAAUUUACUACAUCAGUACCAUCUACUGCAAAUAACACUGCAAAUACAGGUCCAACUAAUAUUAUUGGAACCAGUAAAGAGGGCACAAGCAGUUCUAAAAGUCUUAUAGAGUCUAGUAAAGAAAAUGGUACUGUAGAUGAUGCCGGUACUACAGUUAGUGUUAGUUCUCCAAAUCAAACUCAAUUCAUAAAUAAAAUUAGCAGUACAGAUGAAAGCAAAAUUAGUUCAGGAAAAAUUGUAACACCAAAUUUAAGUGCAUCAGUUGAUGAAACAAGUGCUAUAGAUAAAACUGGAGAAACGGAUUCGACUGAUUCUCUAAGUGCAACUACAAAUUCAGAAAGUGAUAGUACAGAGGAAAAAGAUUAUCUAAACCAAACUGGAACAAUAACGGACGGCAACUCUAGUACGACAUCAAAUGAAUCACUGGAUCAAACCGAAUCUAUUAGUCAAAGUACUACUAAAGAUAUCAUUGAAACUUCAUUUGCUAAAACUGGUAAAGUUAGGGAAGGAAGUUCUCUAGGUUCAACCGAGUCUGUAAGUACUACGUCUGUAGAAGACACGGAUAAAACAAGUCAGACAAGUUCUGAAGGGGUAACUUCAGUAGGGGGGAUGACCAUAAAUGACUUGGAAAUACCGCCGACGAUGACCGCGUGGGCGCUGGCGAGUUUAAGAACUCCACCGACAAUGUCAAUCAAAGUACUGAAUGGAAGUCGAUCGACACAAAAAAAUGUCGACGAAAACGAACUGCAAAAAGUCAGUGAACCCGUAGACCUAAAAGAAACAACAACGAUGUCGACAACAUCGACUACAACACCUGUCGCCGCCCUCACUAAUUAUGUUUCUAAGAAUAUUACUGAAAUCGACCAAAAUAAACUGCCUUGGAAACCGAUCACUUCAGUUGACGUAAAUGAUGAAAAGGAAACAGUAACUAAAUCCGAACGAUUACCUGCUGAGAGCAACAUAUCUGUACAAAGUAGUCUAAAGCCUGAAAAUACUACGGAAAGCACUCAAACAGAAGAGACAAUCGCACUGACGACUGAAACAAUUAAAAUGAAUGAAGUUAAACCUUCUUGGAUCCCUGCAAUGAUAAAUGAAACAACGACAGAAGAAACGGACGAAAACGAGGACGAAAUUCAACCAGUUGAUGUGAAAAAGUCAACUGGUUUCGAAUCGAUAACGAAACUUCCUUCGGGCGUGACCACGCCUACCGACGAAAACGACACAGCAACAGAACAGUCUGAAGUACGGUCUACUACUGAUUAUGAAAUUACGACAAUAAGAUUUUCAUACGUCCCUACCGAGCAGAUAGCAGUAACUCAAGUACCAAUUAUAAAUAAAACAUGGCAUAAAAUUAUACCCACAAGAACGAACAAACCGACAACUCCAAUAACUACAUAUAGACCAACAUUUUCAACUACAACUGAAGUAACCGAGGAAACAACCACAAUGAUUAUAGAUACGACACUACAGUCAGAAUUAUCAUCUAAAAUUAUUGAUAAUGCAACAAAUCAAUCAGACGAAGGUAUAGAACAAACAACAACAGAAGAAAUGACUACCAGUAAUCCAACAACAACUUAUCCAACGACAAUUAAUCCGACGACAACUACUAAUCCAACAACUGACUCUACAACGGAAUGCGAUGAAACCACAACAGUGACAACAGCAGCGUCAAUAAUACAAGGAACAGAACCUGAAGAAAUGCCGCAAAUUGCAACUACAACAGAACCUCCAACACAAACGAAGAAUGAAAGUUGUUCGGAAGAAAAUAGCGAUAGCAAUGAAGUGAUACAAGAUACAACUAAACAUCCAACCACAACAACAAUUAUAACUACAACUAUAACUACAACAACAGAAAAAGAACCAGAAACAACUGUUAUACCAUCGACAACAGAACAAACUACACCUGGUUACUCAGAGACAACAAUAAAACCUAACGAAAAUAUUCCAUUCGAUCAUAAGGAAUACACGACGACGGAAACUCCAGAAAUUACUACGAAAUCUAUAAAUGAAUUAGAAGAUUUAACAAGUUACACGGAUGACAUGACAACGGAGGCGUCCUCUCGAGUUUUCACGAAUGAAGAGACAAGCUCAGGUGCCACCAUUGCGAUUGUUGUCACCACCAUUGGCGUCAUUGCGUUGGUUCUACUCGUCGUUCUAUUGUUGGUAGUCCGUCGUCGUGGUAGACGCGGUGUGUACGCGCAGCGCUGCACCCCUGUCUCUCUAGAUGCGUACAGCCUGGACAGCGUGAGCGUCGGACACAGGAAGGGAAAUCACCGAUUGUGCAGCAAACGAAGUUACGGCAACCCAGCGUAUGAUGAUGAGGUUACCUCUCAUCCAAUGCAAUACUCGGCGUUAGCCAACUUCGCUUUAGACGUGGAAUCAAUAUCGGCGGAGUUUGCAGAGAUUCCUUCAGUGUCCGUGCCCCCCGAGGCCGUGCCCCCCGGCUGCGAAGACAAGAACAGAUACUCCAACGUGCUCCCACUGCCGGAGACACGUGUGCCCCUCACCAGGCUAGGCAAUGACCCCACUACGGAAUAUAUCAAUGCUAAUUACGUCACGGGUCCCGGCAACAUCCGCAACUACUACAUACUGUGCCAGGCACCGCUCUCUAACACUGUCGCAGACUUCUGGCGCAUGAUCUGGGAACAGAACUCCAGACUCAUUGUCAUGCUCACCGAGUACAUGGAGAAUGGUGUGGAGAAAUGUUACGAAUAUCUCCCCCCAUCCGAGGUAUCCGACAACAAACGAUGCUUCGGAGACUUCCAAGUGGUACUCAAGAAGCGGGAGCAGCGUGACAAGUACGCCAUCUCCAGUCUGCAGGUGAUACACCUGGGCACCAGGACCUGGAGAGAGGUCACCCAUCUUUGGUACUUCUGGCCUGCUAAAGGAGUUCCAGAUGACUACGACUCGGUGAUCGAUUUUAUAUCAGAAAUGAGGAGUUAUAUGAAGAUCUCGCAGACUGCUAAGGAAUAUGACGAAGAAGGUGUGGAAGUAAUCUAUGGCGACGAUUCAAAGUCAUCACUGGAUAAUCUGUCGAAGCUGCGAAGUGAGGGACGCGCUUCGGGCCGCGGACCGCAUGUCUACUCCCCUGCCAGGGCAGAGGAGAUGAUGCGCUCCCACAACGGCACACUGCGUACUCAGGGUAAUUUUAGAAACAUGAAGACUAUGCAUGACCAAGAUGGUGUGCGCCCGUGCGUGUGCGUGUGCGCGUCAGGCGCGGGCAGGUCUGCGGCGAUGGUCGCGCUGGAGACGUGCGCGCGCGCGCUGUCUGCCGGCGCGGUGGACGUGCCGCGCGUCGUGCGUCGUCUGCGCGCUCAGCGCCCGCACGCACUCGCCAACAGGCACCAUUACAUAUUUAUAUACAAGGUGCUCAGUGAAUACGGGAACAAGCUGAUGGGCAGCGGUGUUGACAACAUCUGACCACAAGUACAUGUUAUUUGAAUGAACUGACUGACACAAUGACAUCCAUGACACAUCUCACUAUUGUCCACUACAUUUCGUUAAUUACUUUUAUUAGGUGCGUUGUUUUAGCUUAUACCAAUCUCAUUUUUUCUAAUAUUUGUAUAAAAAACGUGUAAAUAUUUGUACACGUAAAGAAAUUGCGGAAACGUAUGAAGGACGCAGAUAAAGUUAAACCAGAUGUAAUAACUAUUUAAUAUGAAAAUAUAUUUGAUUAUGAAUUACAGUCAAUUUGGCUAUAAUUUUUAUCAAUGGUGCGUCUUUUUGACAACUUUAUUUUAGUACAGUUAAACCCAAUUUCGACUAAGCGAUGAUGGCGUGACUUUUGAAGUCGUUUGAUUAAAAUCCCUAUCUUAUUUUCACUGAC